This is a messenger RNA of Ipomoea nil (Japanese morning glory), 336 nucleotides long. RefSeq names its product non-specific lipid-transfer protein 1-like. Gene Ontology annotation, biological process: lipid transport. Bases 1 to 336 code for a protein of 111 amino acids. The transcript has a single exon. Gene Ontology annotation, cellular component: membrane. Lineage: Eukaryota; Viridiplantae; Streptophyta; Magnoliopsida; Solanales; Convolvulaceae. Gene Ontology annotation, molecular function: lipid binding. The record is from RefSeq and is a predicted model, not a curated record.
AUGCUUCUUCUUGUUUGCAUUACGGUGGGCGUUGUUACGCAUAGUGCAGAAGCACAAAUGUCGUGUAACAGCGUGUUUAGCAGCCUCUACCCGUGCCUCAACUUUGUAAUGAGAGGCGACGUUGCGCCACCAAGCUGCUGCAGUGGGCUCAAGUCCUUGUACGGCGCCGCUAAAUCCACGGCGGAUCGCCGGAGCGUGUGCUCCUGCCUCAAGGGCGUUGCUUCCAACGCCAACCCGGCUCAAGUAGCGCGUGCCGCUUCUCUCCCUGCAAAGUGUGGAGUUAGCCUGCCAUACAAGAUCACCCCUCAACUUGACUGCUCCAACGUCAAGUACUGA